UAACCUCCAUUCUUCUCUGUUGGCUUCAAGCUUUCAUGUAACGUAGUUCCGCCAUUGGUCCAACUCCGUUCUUCGCGUCUGCAGAAGCUCUAGCUCACUCCCCGCAGCCGCCAGCGGCAAUCUCACUUCCGUCGAACUUCGUUUUGAAAAUAUGGCAAGAGGAUUGAAGAAGCAUUUGAAGAGGCUCAAUGCUCCUAAGCAUUGGAUGCUCGACAAACUUGGUGGUGCAUUUGCCCCCAAACCUUCAUCUGGACCACAUAAAUCAAGGGAAUGUCUCCCAUUGAUCCUUAUCUUGCGAAACCGAUUGAAAUAUGCUCUCACAUACCGUGAGGUCAUUGCAAUAUUGAUGCAACGGCAUGUAUUGGUCGAUGGGAAGGUUAGGACAGAUAAGACCUAUCCUGCUGGUUUCAUGGAUGUUGUGUCGAUUCCCAAAACAAAUGAGAAUUUCCGUCUCCUCUAUGACACAAAAGGCCGAUUCCGUUUGCACUCAAUCAGGGAUGAGGAGUCUAAGUUUAAGCUCUGCAAAGUUCGCUCAGUGCAAUUUGGGCAGAAGGGAAUCCCUUACCUGAACACUUACGAUGGACGUACAAUCCGUUAUCCCGAUCCCUUGAUCAAGGCAAACGACACUAUCAAGCUGGACCUCGACUCAAACAAGAUCGCUGAUUUCAUCAAGUUUGACGUUGGAAAUGUUGUGAUGGUGACCGGUGGAAGAAAUCGUGGACGAGUCGGAGUAAUUAAAAACAGGGAGAAGCACAAGGGAAGCUUCGAGACUAUUCACGUUCAGGAUGCAACUGGGCACGAAUUUGCCACUAGGCUGUGCAAUGUCUUCACCAUCGGGAAGGGGACGAAGCCAUGGGUAUCCCUUCCCAAGGGCAAGGGUAUCAAACUAUCUAUCAUUGAAGAGGCCAGGAAGAGGCUUGCCAGCCAAACCGCAGCCACGGCUUAAGAGUUUAGUAUGGUAGUAGUAGUAGUAGUAGUCAUGAUUUGAACACAGUUGUCCACUCUUUUUAGUUAUUAUUAUGAGUAAAAUAGAUCUUUAGACUAUUUAAUUCUACUAGAAAUGUGAUGAACACACUGCUUCUAU
This is a messenger RNA of Cucurbita maxima (winter squash), 1084 nucleotides long. RefSeq names its product 40S ribosomal protein S4-3-like. Gene Ontology annotation, cellular component: ribosome; cytosolic small ribosomal subunit. The record is from RefSeq and is a predicted model, not a curated record. Gene Ontology annotation, biological process: translation. The transcript is spliced from 5 exons. NCBI's taxonomy places the organism in Eukaryota, Viridiplantae, Streptophyta, Magnoliopsida, Cucurbitales, Cucurbitaceae. Gene Ontology annotation, molecular function: RNA binding; structural constituent of ribosome. The coding region runs from base 152 to 946 and encodes 264 amino acids.